AUCGCGAUUUCGUGAAAGUGAUCAAUUUUCCUAUUUUAUUAUGAUUUCUUAGUUAGUAUGUCAAUUAUUUUCAAUUAAAUAACAUUAAUUAAUAUUCAAGAAUAUAGUCAACAUAUAUAAAGGCGAUAUUUUAGGUUUUUAAGGGUCUUACUAAGUGUUUAUCUGCUCACAAGCAAGGAACAAAAAACAGGUAAAUAUUAGGUACCUAACUCCCUGAAAAACGAAUUACUCCGACAAUAAUUUUCUAUGAACACUGAAAAUAAUUAAAUGACCCUUGGCAUAAAAUAAAAAAGGAUGAAUUUAAGAAAGAAAGAAAAAGUGAAAUGUCCAUAAACAUUUUGUAAUUGAUCGUAAAAAUAAAAAUACUAGAAGAUUACAGCCUAUAAUUAAGUCCCAUUUUUGGGUACAGACUCCUGUAUGAGAGAGGAACAAAGCAUACUUGACAGCUGAACUGGAAAAAUAAAUAAAAAAAUGUAUAAAAACAUUCAAAACGACCAUGAAAUUAUUUCAAACGUACAAAUUAACAAACAAAGCAACGUAAAUUAUGAAAACAUUAAUAUAAAAUGUGAACUAAUUGAUGAUGACGAGGAAGAAGAGAGAGAAAAAGAGAGUGCAACCGACGAUAACGGUUAUAAUACCGAACAUAUUCUGAAUAACAUCUGGAAAAAUAAACCGAAAGAUCUGUCCAUUAAUGCUGUUAACACAAGCCUGAAUAACAAAAAUACUUUAAUUUUAGAGAAUCCAAAUACUACUAACGAUAGUAAAACAGUCUUUACAAGCAAUUCGGUUCAAAUAGUAGUCAAACUAGAGCCUGUAGAAGAGUAUGAAGAACAUGGAGAAGGGAUAGCGACAGGAGAAUUGGAAAGAGAUAGAAGUAUGAAUCCGAGUGAGCUGGUUAAAACAGAGAUCGCAAAUGACCCGUGUGAUGACUAUCAUUCUGUAUUUCUUCAGGAACGUUCACAAGAAGAAACACCAUCAAUUUCGCCCGAACCGAACCCAACAAGUCUGGGCAGGAAGCAGAAUUUAAAAAAGCUGCUCCCUUGUCCACAUUGCAACAAGACAUUCAUAAAGAAAGGCCAUUGGACCCGCCACCAGGCCGUGCACAGCGGCGCGAAACAUUUCACUUGCGACAUAUGCCAGAAACAAUUCACAGCCAAAUCAAACCUUGUGCGGCAUAAACACAUACAUACAGGCUUUAAACCGUUCUCCUGUGACACCUGCGGGAAGACCUUCAUUGAAAAGUCCUAUUUAGUCGCGCAUUUAAAGACCCACAUAGGUUUAAAAACUUUCAAAUGCUCGGAGUGCAAUAAAGGAUUUUUAGAUAGAGCUCAUUUGUUAAGACACGAGCGAGUUCACACAGGGGCAAGACCGUAUCAGUGUGCGGUCUGUCAUAAACAGUUUACUCAAAGCGCUCACCUAAGUUGCCAUAAGAAAAUCCAUUUAACGAAGAAGGUUUAUUACUGUGACAUCUGUAAACAAGGUUUCAUUGACUUGAAAGACCUUUUUGAGCACAACAAAGUCCAUAUAGGGGAAAAGGCGUUCAGCUGUGAGGUUUGCCAUAGGCAAUUCAGCCAGAAUUCUCACUUAGCGGAUCAUAUGAGAAUCCACAACGGUUUACGGCCAUUUAUAUGCUUUAUUUGCAACAAGACAUUCAGCCAAAGCUCAACGUUGAAUCGUCAUGUCAAAAUACACAGCGGGGAAAAGCCGUUUACAUGUGAAAUAUGUCAAAAGAAAUUCGGUCAGAAAUCGCAUCUGACCAAGCAUUACUUGAUGCACAGUAAACACAGUCAUAUUCAAGUGACCGAACUGAUUGAGAAGUUAAACCAAAAAAUUUUAAAUAACAGUACGGAAGGUGUAGGCGAUGAAAUUAUAAUAGGCACAUAAAGUAUUAGGGACUAGGUAUAUUAUUGUAUUUUUUUUCUUAAUGUAUUGCAGAUGAAGUGUAGAUAAAGAGUAUUAACUCAUACUCCUUAAUUCCGGACACCUAGUGCCUAUUUUGGUGCACAGAAACUUAAUCUAAUUUUACUUUGACAGCUCUGAAAUUAAUGCCAUUCUUCACUUAUGAUACGUGCAAGAAAGUGACGCAACUACUUUUAGUCCUGUCAAAUUGGUGUGAUAGGGCCAUUGGCCCCGAUUCCUGCAGAGACAUCUUAAAUUUAUUUUAAGUUAUACCUGUCAUUUUCUUAUCCACCGAAAAGGAAAGGGACAUAUAAUCGACAGGCAUAAAAUUUAUAGAACACACGUCAAUUUUAGGCAGGACUUUUAAAAGCCCACCCAAAUUUAUAUAUUGGCCAAUAACCCGACAGAAGUAAGUUGACAGCACACGUCAAACGGGUUGCGUACCAGCGAGAUGCCUAUUUUAUUCGCCCGGGUUAUUCAUUCAUUUUAACAUUAACCGUUGCCAAUCAUCCGUCUCUUUCCUUUUCGACGGUGAAGAAAAUGACAGGUAUAACUUAAAAUAAAAUUAGGAUGUGUCUGCAGGAAUCGGGGCUAAUGUCAGGUUAAGUUUGUGUCCGACUGAAUUGACGCCAGCAGUGCAAACGUGCAACUGUAAGGCCGUGGACCCAUGUCUACGGUGCGGCACAGCCCUACCACCGGUACGCGUCACGACCGGUGGCAACCAUAAUUCCAAAAUAACAGUUUUUGUCUUGAUAAGGACCGCGAAAUCAAAAAGACGACGUCUAAAACGUCUGAGAUUUUAUGCAAAUAAAAUGAACACGUGCGCAUUAUGCAACAGUAAAACACAAACUAGCGAACAGUGCGCUAGCAGCGCAACCUUCUGCCAAUGGCGGCGCCGUGCCGGCCCACGGCGGCCGGUGCCGCGCCGCAGACAUGUGUCCACGGCCUAACCGGAGCACGGACCUCAUGUAACGCGCGCGACGCGAUACUGGUUUCAGGCAGGCACUUAUGUUGAUAAAUUAAUGAUAAUUGUUUUUUCAGUGGAUUGGAUGUGCAUUUUUAUAUUAAAAAAAUAUUGGAAGAAGUCUGUGUUUUAGACAGAUAAAUGUUAAUAUAGUUGUAAUAGUUAUAAGUUAUGUAUUCAAAGCAAUAAAUGUAAUGACAAAACAUUUUGUAGCAAUUGAAUAAAGAUUUAAGACGUAAGAACA
Pectinophora gossypiella (pink bollworm) is the source of this 3107-nucleotide messenger RNA. Its product is annotated as zinc finger protein OZF-like. NCBI's taxonomy places the organism in Eukaryota, Metazoa, Arthropoda, Insecta, Lepidoptera, Gelechiidae. Gene Ontology annotation, molecular function: DNA-binding transcription factor activity, RNA polymerase II-specific; RNA polymerase II cis-regulatory region sequence-specific DNA binding. The coding region runs from base 472 to 1884 and encodes 470 amino acids. Gene Ontology annotation, biological process: regulation of transcription by RNA polymerase II. The transcript is spliced from 3 exons. The record is from RefSeq and is a predicted model, not a curated record.